Messenger RNA from Astyanax mexicanus (Mexican tetra), 2318 nucleotides. RefSeq names its product suppressor of cytokine signaling 1b (gene socs1b). The transcript is spliced from 2 exons. Gene Ontology annotation, molecular function: 1-phosphatidylinositol-3-kinase regulator activity. Lineage: Eukaryota; Metazoa; Chordata; Actinopteri; Characiformes; Acestrorhamphidae. The record is from RefSeq and is a predicted model, not a curated record. The coding region runs from base 492 to 1064 and encodes 190 amino acids. Gene Ontology annotation, cellular component: phosphatidylinositol 3-kinase complex. Gene Ontology annotation, biological process: phosphatidylinositol phosphate biosynthetic process; intracellular signal transduction.
UUCGCGCUUAGCAACAGUCGGUGAAAAGAAAAGGUGAACGAGUUCGUGCUUUCCUCAUUUAAAUGCGAGUUCAGUGAGUCUUUGAAGGCAAUUUACAGGCUGUAGAACUGUGUUUACCGGUUUCCGACACGUGUUUUUACUUAUUUUUUCGCGUUUUAUUCAUUCUCUCACGUUUAAAAUGUUUGCGUAUACAGCGCUACACUCUCUCUCUCUCUCUCUCUCUCUCUCUCAACCACACACACACAUCCUCUAUAUGAAUAAGUGUGUGUGUGAGAGAGAUACUCAGUCUCCAGUUCCCGACGAAUGCUUUCACUUUCGCUUUAUUUUUUCUUCAUUCGCGGCGACAUGUUGUAGGAUAAAGUGAUGCUUUCUGAAUGUCGCGACAUCAACAGAAACUGCGACCAUGUUCGGAUUCAGUCAGCUGGCAGCCACUUCUGCAUGAGUAGAAGUGAUGGAGACACUGCUCAACGCAGUCCGGAGUCUGUCUUAGAAUGGUCCAGCACAAUGAUCCUCCUGACCAUGCAGCUGCGCCACAGGGACCACCUCAGCCCACUGAGGUCCCCCCUGCAUCCUCCGCUCCGCAAACACACUUCCACCCGUUUCGCCACCAGCGGGACCGGAACCUCAUCACACAGGCCGCUGACUAUCUGGCCAGGAGUGGAUUUUACUGGGGUCCUCUGGACGUGGACGAGGCACACGCCCGCCUGGCCAGCCUUCCCGUCGGGACCUUCCUGAUCAGGGACAGCACCCAGACAGACAUUUUCUUCACCCUGAGCUACCGAGCAGAGGACGGGCCCACCAGUGUACGAGUGCUGCUGAAAAACGGGACGUUCAGCCUGGACGGGAGCAAGCAUUCCUUCCCCUGCAUCUUUUCCCUCCUGGACUUUUACAUCACGUCCCCCAAGAAGAGCCUGAAAAGGCCCUACCGGGGAGACGCUCCCCAGACCCUCCAGGACCUGUCCAGGAGGGCCGUGGUACGGACGUACGGCAGGGACAGCAUUGACAGACUGCCUGUGAGCUCUGGGCUCAAAGACUUUGUGAACUCGUAUCCUUUCUCCAUAUAACAGGCACAUGCUGUCAACUUGCACAUGUUGACAAAGAGACUUUUGACCCUUGAGGAUUUCAUUGCAGCUAUUCGGUAGGCUCGCCGCCAGGGACAGCACUUUGGGUGUGAGUGGACGUUCAAGGAUUUAUCAGUACUGUUACCAUCAAGUGCACUACUACAGAGCUCUGUUUUCUGUAUGUGAUGCUUUUUCUGCUGUGCAGAAAAUGUUUGGUUCAUUUCAGAAAAUAACUGUAAAAUAUAAGGACUAUGAGGACAUAGGAAACAACACAACAAAUCUUUUUUAUAGUUUAUUUUGCAACUUCUGUACAACGCAAAAGAGAGUUUAGUGUACGACCAGUACCGAGAUUUUAAAAGUUGUAACAUUUAAUAAGUUCAUAUUAGAUGUCUGGGUUUGAGUCAGUACAAAAUAAACAGCAAUUCUUUCAUCUAAUUUUCAAACUACUUGUUAAACAUAGGCAUCUGGUUAUAAUUAUACAAGAGUCAUCGCUAUUUUCAAAGCAGGUGGUCAAAGUAGCAAGUGUUUCUCAGUUUGCAUUAAUUAUUGACUACCAAACGAGUUUAAUACAGCCGAAACUUCUAUUUAUCUGAUGUAUUUGAAUGUUGUGAGUUUCUACAGCAAAAGCGUGUCGUUUUGCAAGGUUUUGUCUGUAUUGUUUUGCUGAGGAGGUAUUAAACAACUGUUUUCCCACCCCUGUUCCCUCCCCUCUCAUCCAGUAACUCUUCUGAUUACUGGCGCAUUUAGAAGAAACAGAAACAGAAAGUUCAUCUUCUUUAGAACCGCUGACGUGCGAGACAUCCUGAUUUGUUGAUCUUCCCUCUGGCUGGUUCCUUCGAUCCUGAGAAAGACGGGCUGAAUGCUGACGAGUUCAGCUGUCUCUUAUUUAUUUGAAUGGUCUGUGGAGGAGUUUCAUCACCUUAAGCCACAAACUCUUUUGCACUGAAGACUUGUGAGUUUUCAUUUUUUUAAGCAGGUACGCAGCCCCACCUAGUGGAACAUUUCAAACAGCCAGAUCUGAAAAAAAAAAACAAACUGUUACACAUCUGCAUUUGAACAAAUUUGAAUCUCUCACUUUUUAUUAACGUUUGUUUCAAGAUUUCACGAUGAAGGGGCCGAUAGAAAUGCUCCAGCAUUACUUUGGAGUAAAUAGAAUACAUUCUUCUUACAUUAUUAGGUUCUAACCUGUGAAAUUUUCUUUCAUGCAAAGAACAUUUUUUGUAUUGUUGCAACUAAAAAUCUUUAAUUUAUACAGAA